AUGUCUUAUACGGCUACAUAUCCUCAAACUGUAUCUCCACCAGUCUAUUCACCACCUGUCAAUCUACUCAUGCCAACACCAGAAAUUUAUACAAUUCGUGAUUGGUUACCAUGGUCUAUAAUCAAUUUAUUUAUUGGUUGGGGCUUGGGUGGUAUUCUUCCUCUGAUAUUUUCAAUUGUCUGUCGAAGUAACAAAAGAUCGAAUGAUAUUAGCACAGCUCGAACAAUGAGUACUCUAGCAUUAGUAUUCAAUAUUAUAAUUACAUUAUGUGGUAUAGCUAGCUGGAUUGGUUUCAUCGUAUGGCUCGUUAUUUUUUUAAAAGUCAUCAAUAAUAAUGGAUACCCAUAUAUAAAGAACUAA
This is a messenger RNA of Adineta steineri, 360 nucleotides long. Lineage: Eukaryota; Metazoa; Rotifera; Eurotatoria; Adinetida; Adinetidae. The record is from the annotation of a GenBank genome assembly.